CCUCCUUCCUUCUUUAUUUUUUUGUGUCUUCGUCGUUCUACAAUAUUAAUGGCCUCUUUGAAGUUGAAGAAAAGGGAUAAUGGCGCUGAACCCGACAAGAAAAAGUUGGUCAUUGCCGGAAUUCGCCACCAGUUACUGCUUCUCCUUCGCCGCCGUCACCGUCUAUUUCCGCUUGUAUCUGCCGUCUCCGGCUUUCUCCUCCUCAUCCUCUUCUCAUUCUCGGCCCUUUCUCCUCCUCCAUUGAUCCAUCACAACAAUCAAGUGGCCGUGGAACCCAAUCCAGAUCCAACCACCACUCCAUUUCGUGUACCCGAAAAUGGCGGAAGGUCGGAUCGCCAGUUAUGGAGCUCGAGAUUGUCCAACUUCUACUACGCCUGCAGCAAUGCAACUGACACCUUUCAAGUUACGGAUAAGACAAGGCAAACCAAUCGGUAUUUACUUAUCGCGACAAGCGGAGGUUUAAACCAGCAACGGACAGGGAUAAUAGAUGCUGUAGUUGCCGCAUACAUUCUAAACGCCACUCUUGUGGUCCCUAAACUUGACCAGAAGUCGUACUGGAAGGACACCAGCAACUUUGAGGAUAUAUUUGAUGUUGAUUGGUUCAUUUCGCAUCUCUCCAAAGACGUCAAGAUCAUCAAGGAGCUUCCUAAAGAAGAGCAGUCAAGAAUAUCCACCAGCCUACAGUCAAUGCGUGUCCCAAGGAAAUGUACACCUUCUUGCUACUUGCAGCGUGUUUUGCCCAUUCUUAAUAAGAAACAUGUUGUACAACUCUCCAAAUUUGAUUACAGGCUGUCCAACAAUCUUGAUACAGAGCUCCAGAAACUGCGUUGUCGAGUGAACUACCAUGCGGUGAGAUAUACAGAGUCUAUCAACAGGAUGGGCCAAUUGUUGGUUGACCGGAUGAGAAAAAAGGCCAAAUAUUUCGUUGCCCUUCAUCUCAGGUUCGAACCUGAUAUGCUGGCCUUCUCCGGAUGCUAUUACGGCGGUGGUCAAAAAGAGAGACUCGAACUCGGAGCUAUGAGAAGAAGGUGGAAAACGUUACAUGCGGCAAACCCUGAAAAGGUACGGCGGCACGGGAGAUGUCCCCUGACGCCAGAGGAGAUUGGUCUGAUGCUCAGAGGCUUAGGUUUUGGGAAAGAGGUUCACUUGUACGUUGCAUCAGGCGAGGUAUAUGGAGGGGAGGAUACAUUGGCACCCAUAAGAGCUCUGUUUCCAAAUCUCCAUACGAAAGAGACACUGACCUCCAAGAUAGAACUGGCUCCGUUUGCGAACUUCUCAUCACGCAUGGCUGCUCUUGACUUCAUUGUCUGUGAUAAGAGCGACGCAUUUGUCACCAACAACAACGGCAACAUGGCUAGAAUCUUAGCUGGGAGAAGGAGAUACUUGGGGCACAAAGUAACCAUCCGUCCAAACGCCAAGAAACUCUACGAGCUCUUCAAAAAUAGACACAACAUGACAUGGGAUGAUUUCUCAUCCAAGGUCCGAAGAUACCAGACGGGUUUCAUGGGGGAACCAGAUGAAAUGAAACCAGGAGAGGGCGAGUUCCAUGAGAACCCAGCCUCCUGCAUUUGUCGAACCUCUGAAGCAAGAGUCGUGGAAAAAAAAGCAAAACAUGUAAAUGAGGUUGACUCAUCGGAGUACUCAGACAUUGGCAAUGUCCCCAUAGCCAGUAGAAGCGAUUUGGAUCACUCACAAGUUGAUGAAGAGAUCUUCUGAGACUAAGCUCAUGUUUUUCAAUCAGCAUUGUUUGCCAAUAGAUAAAUUCUUUUCUU
Messenger RNA from Arabidopsis arenosa, 1772 nucleotides. The record is from the annotation of a GenBank genome assembly. NCBI's taxonomy places the organism in Eukaryota, Viridiplantae, Streptophyta, Magnoliopsida, Brassicales, Brassicaceae.